AUGGCAAUCUGCGCUGCCUCUGACUCUGGCGUUGGAAGACUUCCAUAUGGACCUUCCUUAUACUGUGGCUGCGACCCAGAUGGAGGAUUGGCGCCUGAAUCUGACAAGACUGCUAUCUGGCGACCUACUUUCUUAUUUCAGGCGGCGCCGAAGACCAGGUCUGACUUUAUAGACGCCUCUCCCAACCCUUACAGGGGAAGACCAGCUGCAUUCCGCUCCGCCCCCGCUCCUGCAGAGGAAGACAGCCCAGGCGAUCAUCAAAACCCCGCGCCAACUGAGCCCGUUCCCGAGCCACCUCCUGCUCCUCCUGAGCUCUGGGAGAGAGUCUCCGAAUUAGAGCUGCAACUGAACGACCCUGCCCAAGCCAGUUAUGCUUUGCGAGCAGAGAUUCAAGCCCUAACCAAUCAGACCGACCGUCAGAAACGGUCCCUGAUACAGGUGAAAGAUGAGCUCCGAGCUAUGAGGGAGGAGAGAGCUGCAUCUGAGGCAGGGUAUCAGCAACAGCUAGCCCAUCAGGCUCGGGAAAUACAGUCCAAGGAUACUCUUCUGCAGGAGAAGAACAAUAAACUGGAGGUUCAGGCGGCACAGUUGGAGACUCAAGGGGCUGAGCUGGAGGCCCUGAGGGCGGAACUAUCCCAGUCUCGGGCGGCUUUGACAGGAGUAUCCACUGCCCUGGCGGUCUAUCAAGAAGGAGAGGAUGAUCAUUGCCUGCGAAGUCAAAGGUCCUAUCUGAGCUCUCCUGAAUUUUUAUCCCAGGCUGGGGCACGCUUUGCUGCGUCCGUACCAUACACGGCGGCUGGAGUUAUCAGGCAACUGCAUGCACAAGACUUCUUGAGGCCUCCAACCUGGCAGCUGUUUGUUCACGGAUUUCGUUGA
This is a messenger RNA of Zingiber officinale, 876 nucleotides long. RefSeq lists its product as uncharacterized. Lineage: Eukaryota; Viridiplantae; Streptophyta; Magnoliopsida; Zingiberales; Zingiberaceae. The transcript is spliced from 5 exons. The coding region runs from base 1 to 876 and encodes 291 amino acids. The record is from RefSeq and is a predicted model, not a curated record.